AUGAAUGCUAUGGAUGAUUUUAAUCAGAUGAUUUCUUCUUGCAAUCUAACAGAUAUUGGUUUUUCUGGCAACUCCUUCACUUGGAACAGAAAUAACCUGUGGCAAAGACUUGACAGGUUACUUUUCAAUAAUGAUUGGAUUGGUAAAUUUAAUAUGACUAGUGUUCAUCAUUUGAGCAGAACUCUUUCUGACCACUCUCCGUUGCUUCUUUCUAUUUCUAAUAGUGAUUUGACGGGCCCUGUGGCUUUUAGAUUUCAAAAUAUGUGGAUCAAGCGUGAUGGGUUUUUUAAUGUUGUGUCUGAUAACUGGAAUGCGUUGGUUUUUCCUGAUAAUAAUAUUCAAGGUAUGAAUAGAUUAUGGGCUAAAUUAAGUAGAUUGAAACAAUUGUUGCGAUGGUGGAAUAAACAUGUUUUUAAAAAUAUUUUUGAAAAUAUUAAGGAGGCCGAGGAGAAAGUUUUAACUGCGGAUAACCUUUUUCUUGAGAAUCCUUCCUCUGAGAAUCUGGCUAAUCUUGAUAACAGUAAACUCCUUCUUUUCAAUUUGAAAAACCAGGAAGAAAUAUUUUGGAAACAUAAGGCUACUAACUCUAUUUUGUUGGAAGGUGACAGAAAUACUUUCUUUUUCCAUGCUUUAGUUAACAAAAAUCGUAUUAAAAGCUAUAUUCACAAGCUUGUUGAUGAGCAUGGUGUUGUUUAUGACAAUGUUGAUACCAUUGUUAAUUCGAGAGUGGACUAUUUCUAUAAUAUUUUCAAUGCCAUCAAGCCUGUUUCUUCUAUUGUUAACACUUGA
Messenger RNA from Dendrobium catenatum, 789 nucleotides. RefSeq lists its product as uncharacterized. The record is from RefSeq and is a predicted model, not a curated record. The transcript has a single exon. The coding region runs from base 1 to 789 and encodes 262 amino acids. NCBI's taxonomy places the organism in Eukaryota, Viridiplantae, Streptophyta, Magnoliopsida, Asparagales, Orchidaceae.